Octopus sinensis (East Asian common octopus) is the source of this 2338-nucleotide messenger RNA. RefSeq names its product TAF5-like RNA polymerase II p300/CBP-associated factor-associated factor 65 kDa subunit 5L. Gene Ontology annotation, cellular component: transcription factor TFIID complex. Gene Ontology annotation, molecular function: protein binding; RNA polymerase II general transcription initiation factor activity. Gene Ontology annotation, biological process: transcription initiation at RNA polymerase II promoter. NCBI's taxonomy places the organism in Eukaryota, Metazoa, Mollusca, Cephalopoda, Octopoda, Octopodidae. The record is from RefSeq and is a predicted model, not a curated record. The coding region runs from base 76 to 1935 and encodes 619 amino acids. The transcript is spliced from 15 exons.
CUGCCCCUGGUGUAGAACUCUCGAGUGCACCGUGCCAUGUCUACUUGGAGGCUGCUUCUUCCUUGACGCUCAAUAAUGUCUGUUGAGUGGAACAGUUUCGACUUUCUUCAGUAUUUGAAGAUGAAAAGGAUUAAAAAUGAACAAAUUCAAAUGUCGAUGAGCAAUUAUCUAAAGAGACGACAGUAUCCGGAGAGCUCCAUUCCAGGUAAGAGGAAUCACCAAUACAUCCAAGAACCCUCUGAAUUGGUGUCCCAGAACAAUGUCCACCAUCUCUCGACAAUAAACAACGUGCUAGCCUACAGUAGCAUCACAGGAGAUGCAACAGCAUGUGACCAUCAGUUCUCGCAAUUGAAACAGUUUAUUUGUGAUGCAGUAGAACCGUACCGAACAGAGCUACACAUCCUGCUCUUCCCAAUAUUUGUACACGUCUACCUAGAGAUGCUCUACAAUGGUCACAAAAGUCCAGCUCACAAAUUCCAUGCCCGUCACGUGACUUUCUUCCGUGAAGAUUCCGAGAAUCAAGACAUCUUGGAUACUUUGGUUAAACUGAACAACCGAGAAGAUGUUCUCACAUGCAAGUUGGUUGCAGAGUUCAGGGAUCACAAAUACUCGUUAGCCUUCACUCAGGACACAUUUGAUUAUUUGGUCCGGUUUUUAAAGGCUGACGACAACAUGAUCAUGUUACAGAUAUUUAAUAAACAUCUAAAAGUCGAAGUGAAAGGCGAUAAAUGUCCAGUGUUUGAAUGCAAGCCACAAAAUCUGCAGUCGGAAAUCAACUGCAAGUCAGCUGACCCUCACCUGCCAGCAUUGACCAGUGCUAAUGCGGACAAGAGUCCAGCCACUGACCAAGUCACUAAAGAGAUGCUACUGGAGUGUAUAAAGAGCCUACAAGUCUUACCGCCAUGCCUGCCUUCCAUAUGUUUUCUAGCGAUUGCCACAGCUCAUCACAGUCUCUCCUGUGCAUCUGUCUCAGACGAUCGGAAGUAUGUGGCGGGAGGUUUUGAGGACUCAUCCAUUCGGCUCUGGACCCUUGGAGCUUCCAUAGUAAGGACCCCACCUACAAAGAUGAACCCUUCUCGAAUCACCCUCUCUGCCGAUUCCCUUCUUUACAAGGAUAAAGACAACGUCAAUAACCAUUACGAUGACUGGUCAGCAGCACCAGACCAAUGUGUUGUUCUUCGAGGUCAUUCUGGGAGUAUCUAUAAUAUGUGUUUUCUACCAGACCCAGACCCCGUCUACUUACUCUCCUGUUCUAAAGAUACAACAGUUCGUUUAUGGAACCUAGAAAACUGCUGUAACACCGUUCGUUAUGCUGGUCAUAAUUAUCCUGUCUGGGACAUUGAUGUAUGUCGAGUGAGCAGUAUGUUUGUAAGUGGUUCAUGUGAUCGCACUGCCAAACUGUGGUCAACGGAUCGAAUCUUCCCCGUGCGCACCUUUGCCGGACACACAUUGGACGUCAGCCGAGUAAAGUUUCAUCCGAAUGGUAUGUACGUAGCUACUGGUUCAAGUGAUAGGAGUGUCCGACUCUGGAGUAUCAAUGACGGCAAGUGUGUCCGACUAAUGCAGGGUCAUCGAGGGACGGUACUUGCCAUGGCAUUUUCUCCCAACGGACAAUAUUUGGCCACCUCCGGAGAUGACAAGAAAAUCCGAAUCUGGGAUCUGAACACUGGUAAUUUGUUCAAAGAGUUCCGUGGCCAUGUAGAUACGGUCUAUUCUUUAACUUUUUGUCGCGAUGGUUCUAUGUUAGCAUCAGGUGGUCUUGAUUCUUCAAUACGUAUAUGGGAUGUCCGCAAAGAAGGUGACUUUAGCAAUGCCAGCCUCGAUACAACAGCCUCACCGGAACAGUUGGCUUGCUACCCGACCAAAUCUACGCCAAUACAUUUUCUAAAUUUCACGAGUCACAAUCUGCUGCUGGGUGCUGGACCUUUACUCUGACGAACAGGAGGCACCGCCCUCUCUCGCCCAUCGUCCUCAACACCGAUACCACCAACCACCACCACCACCACCACCACCACCACCACUAUCGUCAUCACAAAACCAAACACAUCUAAACUAAAAACGCCCAUCUACGUUCAUGCUCCUCCUAUGUUCCAAAGUGACCGACCGCUGCCACCACCACCACCACCACCACCACCGCCAAACUCAUCAGACUCUCUCAUACCUCUCACUCCCUUCCUCCUACCACCUUUUACACACUUCAUUCCUCAAACUACUCCUCCCUAUCCUUUGAAGUAAAAAACAACAAAAAAAAAUCCAAAAAAAAAAAAAAAAUCAGAAAAUAAAAAAUCAAAAAACUCCAAAACAAACAAAAUAAACAAAAUAUACAGACAACAACAAU